Messenger RNA from Cuculus canorus (common cuckoo), 1404 nucleotides. RefSeq names its product chromosome 30 C19orf38 homolog (gene C30H19orf38). The record is from RefSeq and is a predicted model, not a curated record. The transcript has 8 exons. NCBI's taxonomy places the organism in Eukaryota, Metazoa, Chordata, Aves, Cuculiformes, Cuculidae. The coding region runs from base 187 to 903 and encodes 238 amino acids.
GUUGUUGGGUGGAAAAAGCCUUCUUUUUUUGCGCAAGGGGGAAGGGGAAACAACUCAGAUCCAUCCUCAGGGCGCUGUCAUUUCCUUCCUGAGUGAUGAAACUUUGCCUUGAGCAAAAUUCAUCUUUUCGGCGAGGGUUCAGUGUCUCUGUGGUGGAGCCCUCGCUGACUCUGGAGGAAGAGCAGGAUGAGGCUGGAGUUUCUCCUCCUCGUGGCAGGAGCCGCGGCGGCACUGGGACUCUCCCCGCCACCUCUCGGGCUCGUCCUUCCGCAGGAUGAGGGUCCCCUAAAAAUCAGAUGCUUGGCCCCACGGAGCUACACUGGCAGCACCUUCGAGCUCUUCCCGGUGGGUGCCAGCGCUCCCGUGCAGAGUGUCGCUGCCGAGCCAGACCAGCACAUGGUGGAUUUCCCCCUGGACGAGGCCACGCCACCUUCCCGGUGCUACCGGUGUCGGUACCGGAGCUAUAACGGCAGCGCCUGGCAAGUGUCAGCGUUUAGUGUGGAGCUGGUGGUGAACGCCUCCGACGACAGCGGCUGCCACGCGCCCACCGCUGCUCCCACCGUGCCCGUCUCCACUGCUCUGCAGCAAGGUCGCUCCUGGCUUGUCCCGGUUGCCGUCAGCGCGGCCGUCCUGGUGCUGCUGCUGCUGGCGGCAGCGGCGGCGGCAGCUUGGCGAGUUGAGGCCAGGAGGCAGCGGGCAAAGAGGGAGCGGGUGUCCUGCUGGACUGAGACGCAGUUCCCCACCACCGAGCUUUCCUAUGACAACUGCGCCUAUGCCGCCAGCGUGAUCCCGCAGGCAGGAGCCGUCGGCGGCAGCAGCCCCGUCCUGGCGUCCCCACACAGAGAUUCCCGGGCCUCUCCCGCUGCCGCCCCCCAUUUCAGCACCUUCAGGUCCUUGGCGUGAGCCCUGGUGGUACCGGCUCUGCCGUCACGGCAUGGGGUACCCAGAUCCCGUUUGCCGGCGAGCAAGAGGAUUCCCAGGCAUAAAGUCAAGGCUGUGAGGUGCCAGCGCGAUGCCAGGCUGGGGGGGACGCGCUGCCGGUGAGCCCCUCGGCAUGGCAGCAGUGCCAAGGCGCCGCCGGCAGCUCGGUGCCGGUGCUGGCAAAUGCUCCUUGGCCUCCCCCUGGCAGGAGCCUGCGGGGACACGGCGGAGCCAGGCUGCGCUCCCCAAAUCCCGGUGUGUGUGCCGGAGCGUCUCCGCUGCCGGAGCUGGCUCUGGAGUCAAUAAAAGCCUUUUCCGCCUGGUGCCGGUGGCAGACACGGUGCCUCGUCCCGCCGUGUGGUGUUCCCGGUGCUCUGCCAUGUGCCAAGCGGAGCUUGGAGCGCGCUACCGGUCUCUGCCCGGUUUCUAGUGCGGUGCCAGUACCGGUUCCCAGCGCUGAUGGGAGUAACCUGCGCCGGUAUU